Messenger RNA from Sorex araneus (European shrew), 830 nucleotides. RefSeq lists its product as uncharacterized. The record is from RefSeq and is a predicted model, not a curated record. The transcript is spliced from 10 exons. NCBI's taxonomy places the organism in Eukaryota, Metazoa, Chordata, Mammalia, Eulipotyphla, Soricidae. The coding region runs from base 1 to 675 and encodes 224 amino acids.
AUGAGGGAUAAGGAUGCGUUCCCCGCAGUGCGGCAAGGCGCGCUGACGCACUCCCCUAGGGCGCACGCGCGUCCUUUUCGCGCCGCUACUUCGGUGGAAUCCGAGAUCCCCGCCCCGCUUCCGGUUAAGUGGUUACCCACAAGCCCCCGCGCGAGCACGCUCUUUCCUCCUGCGCGUGCGUCGGCUGUGGCUCCGCCCCCCGGUCCCGUGAGCCUCUGCGAAACGAUAUUUAAGCAUCUCGCGGCGUUUCGUCGUUCUCAUUUCUUCGUCUGUUCUCGGUGGCGGGCGCUGGAACGUGGGCGCCGAGGCCCGGCCGAUCUCGAUCAAGCGCAGGAGAACGGCACAGUUGCAGGAUGGGACGAGGAGCACCCCGCUGCCAAUGCAGCGUUACUGGGAGAGGCCAGCAUCUUGUGGUCAGCCAUGAGGAAUUCCGCUGCCCGGCCGGGUGAAUGCAGCUUUUCUGGACGAUGCUGCAUUUAUAAGGCCCCAUUGGGUACUGAUCUGCCUGUUUGCUCAAAGUCCAGCGCCUUAUCUGAAAAACAAGAUGGGUCCCAGGGCAAACUGGAGAGGCUGUUUCCGCUGCACCCUGGUCCGAAAUUGAGAGGCUUGAAGAAUCCAAGACACCGAAAAAUAUUCAAGAAUUACAUGCCAGUUUCACCGGAUUGUGCCACUUAAAGCAAAAGUUUGCCUAAAGGGCAGCCUGUUCUGAGCUUAGUGCUGAUCCAGGCACACUUUCUACUCUGAGGAUGGUGCUUAGAGGAUGCAACUGGAGGCCAUAGCAAGUCGGCAAUUGCUUCAUUCUCCCUAAAUAAAGGCUCUAUUAAACUUGA